This is a messenger RNA of Conger conger (European conger), 1415 nucleotides long. It is a transcript of the gene wnt4b, whose product is annotated as wingless-type MMTV integration site family, member 4b. Gene Ontology annotation, molecular function: cytokine activity; frizzled binding. Gene Ontology annotation, biological process: multicellular organism development; neuron differentiation; cell fate commitment. The record is from RefSeq and is a predicted model, not a curated record. The transcript is spliced from 10 exons. Gene Ontology annotation, cellular component: extracellular region. The coding region runs from base 336 to 1415 and encodes 359 amino acids. Lineage: Eukaryota; Metazoa; Chordata; Actinopteri; Anguilliformes; Congridae.
GCCAUAGAAAUCUGGAGGCCAUGAGAGGGUGAAUGAGAGGGAAAGAGCGCAGUAGACAAAAGAAAAGUUUGUGAAAAACAAUAACAUUGCUUGAAUCCUUAAUAUUUCAUUACUAAUUUGCAAACUACUUCCAAAUAUAUGGACAGAAUUGGACAAUGGAAUGAAUGAUAUGAGGGGAUCAUCCCCAAGUGACCGACAGAGAGAUACACUCGGACAGACAGACGGAAGGACAGACAGGCGCGGGGCGACUGACACCGAGAAGCGGUAAACGGCAGGAAGGCAGCCUGCCUCACACAAAGACCUGCACGCACCGAGACGGACAGACAGACAGUCUGAUGCCAACUGUCUCUACUGCGAAUCUCACGGGACAACUCCUCCUCCUGCUGUUGCUAUGGGCAACCCACCCUGCCGUGGCAACCAACUGGCUGUCGCUGGCGCGGAUGCCACGCUCCAGGCCCGUGUCCGGGGCGGCCUCCUGCGGGCGGCUGCGGGGGCUGUCCGUGGGGCAGGUGGGGGUGUGCAGGGCCAGGGGCGAGGUGAUGGAGUCCGUGCGCAGGGCAGCCGAAAUGGUCAUAGAAGAGUGCCAGCACCAGUUCCGUAACCGGCGAUGGAACUGCUCCACCACCGCCCGCGGAGUCAACGUGUUCGGGAGGGUCAUGACCCAGGGUACGCGCGAGGCCGCUUUCGUGCACGCCCUGUCCUCAGCAGCCGUGGCUGUCGCCGUGACGAGGGGGUGCAGCCGCGGGGAGCUGGAGAGGUGUGGCUGUGACCGGAAGGUCAGGGGCGUCAGUCCUGAGGGUUUCCAGUGGUCUGGCUGCUCAGACAACUUGUCCUACGGGGUGGCCUUUUCCCAAACAUUUGUGGACGAGACGGAGCGUGCCAAGGGGCUGUCGCUAGGGCGACCACUCAUGAACAUCCACAACAACGAGGCUGGAAGGAAGGCCAUCCUCCACAACAUGCAGGUGGAGUGUAAGUGCCACGGGGUCUCUGGCUCCUGUGAGCUCAGGACCUGCUGGAAGGUGAUGCCACCGUUCCGGCGUGUGGGAGCCGUGCUGAAGGAGCGUUUCGACGGGGCCACCGAGGUGCGUCUCUCUCGAGUGGGCUCCAGGACGGCCCUGCUGCCCCGAGACUCCCAGGUGAAGCCCCCGGCGGCCCGGGACCUGGUGUACCUCGCCCCCUCCCCGGACUUCUGCCGCCUCGACCCUGACAACGGCAUCCCGGGCACCGCCGGCCGCCGCUGCAACGGUACCUCCCGACUGGCACCGGACGGGUGUGAGCUGGUGUGCUGUGGCCCCGGGUUCCGGGCGGGCCGGGCGGAGGUGGUCCAGCGCUGCUCCUGCAAGUUCUCCUGGUGCUGCUCAGUCCGCUGCCAGCAGUGCAAGAACACUGUGCUCAUCCACACCUGUAAAGAAUGA